UGAAAGUGUCUCUCGCACGUCUUUCCAGUGCCCGCCUCGGACCUCCUCUGUGACCAGGCGGCGUGGUGGCUCGCCCGGGAGGAUGUUCCUUUGGGCCGGUAGCAAAGGGGCACAGGCUUCGGGUCAUGAGAGAAGGACGAUUUACCAGAAGAUCCGGGGGUAUGAUAUUCUGGAUAAGAGGAGGACGGUGACUGCACAGAAAGCGGGGGAGGACCGGGCCAUUCUCCUCGGCCUGGCCAUGAUCCUCUGCUCCGUCAUGAUGUACUUUGUGCUGGGAAUCACUAUGCUGCGCUCUUAUUCUGACAGUGAGUGGACGGCGGAGUCCAGCUGCACUGUGCUGAACUCCAGCAUCACGGCGGAGGUGAACUGCACCUACAGCUGCGGCUCGGACUGCCGCCGGCCCGCCAGCUACCCCUGCCUGCAGGUGUUCGUCCGGCUGAACGCGUCCGGCAGGGUCCUGCGCCUGUCCCACAACGAGGAGGCCCAGGACAAGAGCCCCGAGUGUUUCUACGUGCCCCGGUGCCGGAGGGACUCCGUGGCGAUGCUGGGUGUCAUGCUCAACGUGUCGGAGUGGCUGAAGACGCAGCCGCGGCUGCUCUGCUUCUACGACCCCGGCGAGCGGCGGGACGCGGCGCUCCUCACGCGGCUGUACGGCCGCGGCGCCGUCUUCCACUCGCUCGUCUGGCCCUCCUGCACGCUGGGGGGCGGCGUCCUCAUCGUCGCCAUGGUCAAGCUCACGCAGUACCUGUCCAUCCUCUGCGAGCAGAUCGGCAAGAUCAAGAGGUGAGACGGGCGAGGGGCCGCACCUGCGCCAAGGUCAUCGCGUUCCAUCGCCAAAGAGCCGUACCGUCACUCAAACGCCCCCCCGCCCCCCCCAGCCCCCUCCCCCAGGAAGAAAGGGUGAGGUUUUUUUUUUGAUGUGGACGUUUAGUGCCACCCUCGGCCACACCAGCGAUGCCCUCCCUCCAGCCUCAGUGGGAUUGGCGGUAUUGGAGCUGUUGGUUCCAGCAGCCUGGUGGUACAGGAUUGGCGGUAUUGGAGCUGGUGGUACAGGAUUAGCGGUAAGGUUUUGAGUUCCAGGCAGCGCAGGAUUGUAAGCCCAUGGAUUCCUGGCGGCGGCCAUGCUGUGGUGGGGAGGGGGACACAGGGAAUGCGCGACCUGCCCUUGUGGAAUCAGCAGCGCUAAUCUGCGCUGGAGUACGGGAAGCCGGCGGGAUCAUCCCCGUACCGCUGCGGAGAAACCGGACUCUGGGUUAUGUUGGGCCCGUGGGGCUUUUCCCAGAAGUCCGGGUCUGGCGCUGGUGUCACGCCUUGUACAGGAGAGCGGCGGGCCUUAGCGGUGAGGUCCAGCGCGGAUGCGCCAGUGCUGAGUCAGCGGGGUAAAACUGAGCACGGCGCUUUGAGCCGCUGCUGACCUGGGGUCCCGCCGCUAAUGCGCUACAGCUGUUAGCACAGGAGAGCACGUCUGAUCCCAAAUCCCUCAUACGAGCCUGUCCUUCUCUGUGUGUUUGUGCUCUCUGAUACGAGCCUGUCCUUCUCCUCUGUGUGUUUGUGCUCUCUGAUACGAGCCUGUCCUUCUCCUCUGUGUGUUUAUGCUCUCUUAUACGAGCCUGUCCUUCUCCUCUGUGUGUUUGUGCUCUCUUAUACGAGCCUGUCCUUCUCCUCUGUGUGUUUGUGAUCUCUUAUACGAGCCUGUCCUUCUCCUCUGUGUUUGUGCUCUCUUAUACGAGCCUGUCCUUCUCUGUUCGUUUGUGCUCUCUGAUACGAGCCUGUCCUUCUCCUCUGUGUGUUUAUGCUCUCUUAUACGAGCCUGUCCUUCUCCUCUGUGUGUUUGUGCUCUCUUAUACGAGCCUGUCCUUCUCCUCUGUUUGUUUGUGCUCUCUGAAGCACAGGAAGUGUGUUCCCCAUCUCUCCAGCCCUGUCACAAUAAGAGCAUCAGGGAGAAAAUGGGGUAAAAUGUAAAUCUUCAGUUUUCUAGUAUUAUUAGCAUUUUAGCUACUAAUACCUUACAAUGCCAUACGAUGGUUAUCCUGUCCACUGAGCAUUUCUUCUUCAAACAGCCGUUUACAACAUAUGUAGCAUUUUUUACCAUCUGAGGCAUAUCUGAGCUGUUUAAAGUAUGAUAUUUAUAAUUAGCAAUUUGUUGCGUGGCACAAGGUUCACAAAUUCUGGGAGGACAUGCUAAUUUAUAGAUAAAUUAUGGAUCAUUGAACCUUAGCAUAAAAGUAUUAUAGAAAUAUUUUAACAGUGUAUUACAGCUCCAUGUGCCUGCAGUACGUGUGCAGUACCAGGAUUAUCUGUGAACUGAACUGUUUAACAAAAAUAGCUGCAGCAGGACUCUGAGUUCUGCUGCACUGUUUCACUGGCCAUGUGCUGUUUCUCUUAGACAGUUCGGACGAAGGCAGAGAUUUAUCAUGCUGUAGAAAACUUUCCAGUUCUGUAAUUGUAUCCCGAGCCUUAAUGUAAUUUUUUCCUCUGAUGGAUUUUGAAACAGAGUCUGGAUUCGGGCCCUGUGGGACUGGUGUGCUUCUGUUAUCAGAGCCAUUGUGCAGAACAACCUGCACAAUCAGGUGACAAACUGCAACAAACCUGUUAAAGCUCAGAGACAGUCAGUCAGUGGAACCUGUGUGUGUGCGUGUGUGUGUGUGUGUGUGUGUUACAGCUCAGAGACAUUCAGUCACUGGAACCUGUGUGUGUGCGUGUGUGUGUGUGUGUGUGUGCAUCAGUCUGAAAUAGAGAAACAGACACGCUUUUACCCACUUUUAAACCGCACUGUGGAGAGGGACAGUUGAGAGUGAAAUGCUCUUCAGCAGAAUAAACACUGAAAGGGGGAUAAGGAGAAGGAUGAGGAUGAGGAGAAGGAUGAGGAUGAGGAUGGGUAGGUGCUCCUUCGGACUGGUGACUUUAUCUUUGCUGGCUGAAGGCAGCCGCUUGGAGAAAUGGAGUAACGAUGGACUGACUUUCACGCCAUUAAACUGAACACUGGCAGUCCCAGGGCUGCUCUCUUACUGGGGAAUGUAGCUCCCCAUCAAAAUCCAUACUGUGAAUUAUUACUUUUAUACUGCUGAUGAGUGUAUGAUGACAUGAGAUGCACAAUAAAGGAGUUUGUAAUGAAA
Molecule: messenger RNA, 3116 nt
Organism: Anguilla rostrata (American eel)
Lineage: Eukaryota; Metazoa; Chordata; Actinopteri; Anguilliformes; Anguillidae
Gene: s100p
Product: S100 calcium binding protein P
Exons: 4
Coding region: 83-787 (234 amino acids)
Biological process (GO): potassium ion transport; detection of calcium ion
Cellular component (GO): membrane; voltage-gated potassium channel complex
Molecular function (GO): calcium-activated potassium channel activity; potassium channel regulator activity
Source: RefSeq, a predicted model, not a curated record